UAAACCCUACCAAACCUCUCUCUCUCUCUCUCGCCAUGGCUCGCUUCCUGCAAGCUGCUCGCAGAACGCUUUUGGGAUCUUCUUCCCAUUCUACCACCAAAACUCUAAUUCCCUCAAAAAUCUUCCCAAAAUGCCUUCCUCAUUCUCCUCUGUUUCACCUCCGGACUCGUCAAUACAUCGCAGAAAUGCGCAAAUCCGCUUUCGAAGGAAACAUCCUCAGAAUCCUCCGCACCGAAAUCCAAUACGAAUUAGAAUACGCUCCUCCCAAACAGCCUGUUACGGAAUUCAAUUCAUUCACGGUUGAAGAUAAGCCGGGAGAGCAAUGGAUCCGAUUGAGAGGUAAACAUGGUGAGAAGGAAGAGAUCAAAGUUGAAGUUACGAUGUUUGAUGGGUCCGUUCCUGCUGCGAGACUGGGUAAUGAUGGCAACAGUGAUGAUGUUAAGCUGCACAUCAGCUUGAUUGUUGAUGUCUUGAAGGGGGAGAAUUGCGACAAUGUCUUGGAAUUCAUUUGCUCGGCGUGGUCUGAUAGCUUGGAGAUUCAGAAGGUUUUCAUGCUUAAACGUGAUCAGAUGGCGGCAAAGCCUUACAUCGGACCUGAUUUUAAAGAUUUGGACGAUGAGCUUCAGAAUGCUCUCCAUGAAUUCUUGGAGGUGCGAGGGGUAAAUGAUGAUCUUGCUGUUUUCUUGCAUGAAUACAUGGUGAACAAAGAUAAAACUGAGCUUAUUCGGUGGCUUGGAAAUGUGAAAUCUUACGUUGAGAAAUAGUUGUUUUCUUUCUUGACAUCUAUUGAUUGUGUAUCCCUUUUGUUUGUCUUCCUGUUACUAUUUGUCGGCUUUCAAUAUAGCUUUCUUGUCUUGGAACUUACCUCUC
Messenger RNA from Magnolia sinica, 870 nucleotides. RefSeq lists its product as uncharacterized. NCBI's taxonomy places the organism in Eukaryota, Viridiplantae, Streptophyta, Magnoliopsida, Magnoliales, Magnoliaceae. The record is from RefSeq and is a predicted model, not a curated record. Gene Ontology annotation, cellular component: mitochondrial matrix. The transcript is spliced from 3 exons. The coding region runs from base 36 to 764 and encodes 242 amino acids.